This is a messenger RNA of Pocillopora meandrina, 5474 nucleotides long. NCBI's taxonomy places the organism in Eukaryota, Metazoa, Cnidaria, Anthozoa, Scleractinia, Pocilloporidae. The record is from the annotation of a GenBank genome assembly.
GUUUUGUUGCAGUGUUGCAGACUUUCUUGUCACUUGGAGAUGAGAUCGGCACAAGUCAUUUUCACCCUAUCCCUCCUCACCCUUGUGGCAAGUAAAUAUGAUCCAACAUGGGAAUCACUAGACUCCCGUCCCCUUCCCCCUUGGUACGAUGAGGCCAAGUUUGGUAUAUUCAUGCACUGGGGAGUGUACUCAGUACCUAGUUUUGGAACAGAGUGGUUCUGGUACAGAUGGAAACAUGACCAGGAUCCAAGUUUUGUGGAAUUCAUGAAGAAUAACUAUCCACCUGACUUUGAGUAUCAAGACUUUGCCCCAAUGUUUCAUGCAGAAUUCUUUGAUCCAGACUCUUGGGCAGAUCUUUUAACAAAGUCUGGUGCAAGGUGGGAAUGGACAAUUCAUGAUUUGUUUUAUACUUCUAACUACUAAGAGUGACUAGCAUGACUACUUCCUUCUAACAUUACAAAACUCCCUUUAGUCACACAGAGUAUGUGUCAACUGUCAGCUAUUUAUCAUCAUAUUGUAGAUUAAAAAAACCUUCCAACUUCACACUGUCCUUUGUCUCUGAGAACCAUGAUUAUACCACUAGAAGUACAUCUUGCAGCUCUUAAACCCUAGCAACUUCAGAGUAAAAAUUAGGAGAUUCUGUCCAACAGUUAUUGGAUGCUAUUUUAAGUGACAUUCAUAUAUAUAUAUAUAUAUAAUUAUAUAUACAAGUUAAAGAAUUAAAGAGGACUCAUCGAUUCUCUGUGACUCUGAUUUUUGUGCCUGUCUGAUGAGUGCUUAGGUGCGAAACUCAGUCACAGAGAAUUGAUGCGUCCUCUUUAAUUCUUACCCCCACAUUUAUAUAUAUAUAUAUAUAUAUAUAUACACAUAUAUAUAUAUAUAUGAGAGAAGCCCAUUAGCAAACUAUUUAAGAGAGCACUUUUCAUGUUUUAUCUCAGCAUUGAUCAGUGUAUUCUUUUGACUAUGUACUAAUUAAAUAUCUGUUUUUUUAAGCUGUGAUUCUUCUUUCCCUCUCAUUUCUGCUUGUGUGUUACUGUGUGAAAAAUUCAAUUUAAAGUAAAGGGCAUCAAAUUUGCUUGCUACAUUAUACCUUUCUCCAUUUUCUCUCUCCUUUAUAAUUUUUUAAAAGGUUGUCUAUUGUUGAAAUGGAGGAAACAAAAAAUACAAAAAUACAAAUACAAAAAGAAUCAUACAUCAAGGUCACAAGUGUAAAAGAAAAGAUCACAAACCCCACUAUGUAUUUGCAUAUAACUCAGUUUCUACAUAGAGUGAUAUGCUCGUGCUCAAUGCCCACUGUGCUGUACUGCAAAUGAUGUGUUUUUCAGCCAUAGUUGUAUCUGUUCUCAUUUGUGAAAAAUGGCUGAUAGCUUCCCCAAGCUGGCAGAAGGUGAUUUCUCUUAACCCUUUACACCCUAACAUCAGUAUGCAUAUUCUCCAUACUGUUCUUUAAACAUUUCCUAAAGUGCUGACAAGGAGAAUUUGUGUAACAAUCAUCAUGACUUUAACAUGUGGUUCGCAGGUGAUAAUGUGAGGAGAAAUUAGUUGCUAGUCACUCUCAGGGAUCAAAGGGUUCAUGAAAAGUUAUGAAAAAAGUGGAGUGUAACACUUAUAGUUGAAAUAUAAAACAAUUUACUAAAUUGGGUUUUUUUUAAAAUAUCAUCAUUAUCCUUCAAUGUCUGCCAGAUCAAUUGUUUGUCUCAAUGGUCAGUGUGGUAAAUCAAGGGAUUACAUUAUUUUGUUCAACCUUUUUCUUAGAUAUGUAGUCCUGACCAGUAAACAUCAUGAAGGUUGGACAAACUGGAGAUCAAAUGUAUCAUGGAACUGGAACUCUGUUGACAAUGGUCCACACAGGGAUCUUGUGGGUAGGGAAAAUUUAAAGGCUAAAUAUGUGCGUGUGUGUGGAAGUAAAGAUUAUUAGAACUCCUCUUUAUUUUUCAUUUUCAGGGGAACUGGCAACAGCCAUAAGAAAUAGAACAGACAUCACAUUUGGAUUGUAUCAUUCACUCUUUGAAUGGUUCAAUCCUCUCUAUUUGAAGGAUCGUGCCAACCACUUUGAGACACAGGAUUAUGUAGAGGUAUAUUGAUACAUGGUCCUUUUUGUCCUGCUGUCUCUUACAUUUGAAUACCCAAUAUGUUUUUACAUCAAAUCAUUCUGGUCAACUAGCCAACCAGGUUUUUAAUGGAAUUCACUCAGAUAAACAAAUCUGUAGUUGAUUUAAAAACAAAAAUCCUUUACCAAAAACUCUGUAGAAAAUCUUGCCAACUUAAGCAUGAGUGUAAGCAAGAACUACACAACAAAGAGUCAAAACAUAAAAUUCAGUUCAUAUUACAAGACUGUUAUCAAAUGUACCAGUCAUACUAGAACGUUGAAGAAGAGCCAGCUAGGAAGGUGUGAAACAAGCUGAUAAUUGUAACAAGAAUGCCAAAAAAAAAGCAAGAAUAAAGGGCCAAGUAUAAUGACAUGUAAAUUGCCUUAUGGAACACAUUUAAGUAAGUUUGAUGAUAAUAUAAUAAAUAACUUCUUGUUAAUGCACAACAAAAGGGUAAAUACACAAUAGUUUAAAGAUGAAUUCCUCUCAGGUUCUUGAAACAUCAGUCAAGUUUAUUCAAAAUUUGUAAUAAAUUCAGUGAAGAGGUUCACUUGUGGCAGUAUUUCAAAAGAGUGAAAUUGUUGAGUUUAUGUAGAACAAAUUACCAGUACAAUACUUGAGCUGUUGUAUAAUUAAUUAUCUUAUCCUGUUUUUUUUUUCCAGCAAAUUUUGAUGCCAGAGUUGUAUGACCUGAUUAACACAUAUAAACCUGAAUAUUUAUGGUCAGAUGGUUCAAGUGGACCUGACACUUACUGGGAGAGCACAAAGUUUCUUGCCUGGCUUUAUAAUGAGAGGUAAAGAUGAUACUUUGAACUGACUUCAAAAGAUACGAUUCUACUCUGAUACUUUUAGUUUCAAAAGGGAUUUGAAAACCAUAUUUUUGGCUACUGCAUAUAUGAAGAAUAGUAAUGUAAUGAUCUUUGUUGUGUUAAGGGUGUAGCCUUAAACUCCCAGAAGUGAUUAACAUUUAACUUCUCGCUAAAAUGUCCACACAUUAUACAUCAAACAGGAAAUGGGAAUACUCAAAUGCAUCAGGUUGGAGUUGUUAUCUUGAACUAACACCAAAUUCUUGUAAAAAAUUUGCAAGGAAAUGUGUAGCAGUUAGUGGGGAGAAUUUACAAUCCAAUCUUGGAAGUUAAAGGGUUAAAGUAUGAUAGAAUAGUCUUCUGACAUCUGACCGUCUCUUGUCUAUUUACAAGUCCUGUUAAAGAUACUGUUGUGACAAAUGAUCGAUGGUGUGACAAUGGAUGUCUCUGCCAUCAUGGUGGGGUGUACACUUGCCACGACCGCUACAAUCCAGGUGAAUUGUAAUAUUGUUUUAUCAAAUAUACUGUUGUUUGCUGAAUAUGAUUUAAUUUUUGUAUGGCAUGGUGGCCACCUUGCCCUGUUGGUAUUAGCACCCAUUAAUUAUUUUGAAGCCAUUUCUUAAAGCCCUCUUCCAAUUUCUUUAAUUACAGUUUUCCUGCAUGGAUUAAUGUAUCCACUCAGCUUUAAGAAAUUCUAAUGGCAAUUUACUUGUAAGAAUCAAUUUGUUACAUAUUUUCACUGCCCUUUGGCAGUUUGUGGUAUUAGGGUUUUAUAGUUGACUGCCCUUUGGCAGUUUGUGGUAUUAGGGUUUUAUAGUUGACGCAGUGGGUUGAUACUGAUUUCAGCGAUUUUCUAAACAUCAUAAGUGGUGUAGCUUGGAUUUCAUUCAAGAGAUGACUGUGUUAACAGGUUAACAUAAUCAACAGUUGACUGUGUUGGUGAAUUUUUAUUUUAACAAAGGCAAAUUGCAAAAUCACAAAUGGGAGAAUGCACUGACAGUGGACAAAGGAUCUUGGGGCUACAGACGUAAUGUAGACAUUGGCUCCUAUUUGACCAUCAAUGAACUCUUAUAUCAGUUGGCAUCAACUGUUAGGUAAGGGUCUACAGCAAGGUCCUUUUGCACUUUAGAUUUCACAGCAGUAACUUGUCAAGCAUUAGUUAUAAAAAGAAUUUUUACUUGCACAAAAAGAUUUAAAGAUUCCACACAAUCUGAUCAUAAUUCUGUACUGUUAGUAAACCAUGUGAUAGUUGUAGUUAGUGUGGUAUGUAAUUGCACAGUUUGAGUUUAAGAAGAAGCAUUGGAAGAGAGGCCUUUUUUUAAAAGAAGAACACCCUCUUUUAGAAUUCUUCAUUCACAAUUUGCUCUAUGUCAUUGUUAAUUUGGAUUAGUUUUCCUCUCAAGUUUUUCCUUCCUUUGUUUUAGUUGUGGAGGGAACAUGUUGUUGAAUGUUGGCCCAACUGCAGAUGGUCGCAUUAUACCUGCUUUUGAGGAGAGAUUGCUUCAGAUGGGAGAAUGGCUGUGUAUAAAUGGUGAAGCUAUUUAUGGCACCAAACCUUGGAGAGCUCAGAAUGACACCGUUAACAAGGAUGUAUGGUAAGCUUAGACAACAUGGAAGUGAUGCUGAUAGUAAAUAAACUCUCAGUUGUUAUGCUUGAGUGGGCUUCUGGUCUUGCACUCUAACAUGUUCAUGUCCCUUUUUUAUCAACACAUAAACCUCUUAGACCCAAAGAGUGACCAGCAUCUAAUUUCUCCUUUCAGUAACAGUGCUGAAUCAUUCAUUAAGUUUAUAAGAAUAAAGGAAAUGAUCACCUACCUUAGGAAGCUUUGAUUGUUAAACAAAUUCUCUUUGUCAGUACCAAAGGAAAUGUAUAGAGAAGAGUAUGGUGAAAAUGGAUGCUCAUGUUAGGGAGUAAAGGGUUAACUCUUUAACUCCCAGAUCAAAUUUGUAAUUUUCCUUACUGUCAACCAUACAAUUCUUAUGAUGUUAGUUCAGAGAAUUUAGUACUGAAUCAACUAAUUAUCCUCAAAUUGAUAUUUUUCUUUAUUCUCAUUACUUAUCUGGUUGAUAUUAUAUCAAUAUUGUAAGGAGAAAUUCUGUCUCGGUCAUUUGUGGGAGUUGAAGGGUUAAGAGACAAAAAGAGACUUUUUAGCAAUUUUUUACAGGGUGACGUGUGCCAACUCGGGUUUCAUUUAAAUGUUAGAUUGUUUGGUUGUAUUUAUUUUGGUUAACUUUCACUGUAUUAGAGAUGAAACAAUCAGUGUAUUUAAUGUUGCUUCUGUAUAAAGUAUCAUGGAAUACCUUUAUUGAAUAAAUUUUUUUUUUAAUCACCAGGUACACGUUAAAAAAUGAGACUGUGUAUGCCAUUGUUCUUGAGUGGCCCUCUUCGGAUCACCUGAAUCUCGGAGCUCCAGUUUCCACGGCAGACACUCAAGUAACAAUGUUAGGUUAUGAUGGAAAAUUUCUUUGGGAGCCUGCCGGUGAAAAGGGUGGCAUGGUGAUUGUUUUCCCUCUCAUUGCUGUUAACAAGAUCCCUUCUAAAUGGGCCUGGGUUUUAAAAUUGGAAAACAUUAAAUGA